AUGACGCUGUUUUCUCCUAAAAUCCAGAUGUCUACACCUCGGCCGGUCAAUGGACCACAAUACACACGCCCCUUAGUGGCUUUGCUCGACGGGAGAGAUUGUUCUAUUGAAAUGCCCCUUUUGAAGGAUGUGGCUACAGUUGCCUUUUGUGAUGCAUCUGCAACAAGCGAAAUUCACGAAAAAGUCUUGAACGAAGCCUUCGGAGCUCUCCUUUGGCACACAAUUAAACUUAAUCGAGAGGAUCUCAUAAAAUUCAAGAGCUUGAAAAUCAUUGUUCGGAUCGGAAGUGGCUAUGAUAACGUAGACAUAAAAGCCGCCGGCGAGCUCGGUAUUGCUGUUUGUAACGUGCCCGGCUAUGGUAUUGAAGAAGCAGCAGACACUGCACUGUGUCACAUACUGACUCUUUAUCGUCGGACUUACUGGCUGGCCGAGAUGGUGAGAUCGGGAAAACGAAUAAGCAAUCCGGAACAAUUGAAAGAAGCUGCUGUGGGGUCAGCAAGGAUACGUGGUGACACCUUGGGAAUUAUUGGUUUAGGACGGGUUGGUUCUGCCGUAGCUUUGCGUGCACAAGCCUUUGGUUUCCGGGUCACAUUCUAUGACCCCUACCUGUCUGACGGAAUAGAACGUUCCCUUGGAAUUGAACGCAUAUUUUUUCAUUUACUUCUCGUUGGCAUUAUCCACUAUACCGUAAUACUUGCCUUUUUAGGUGCCUUCCUUAUAAAUACCGCGCGCGGAGGGCUAGUCGAUGAGGCUGCGCUCGCUGCAGCUCUGAAGAGUGGCUUCAUUCGGGCAGCUGCACUCGAUGUCACCGAUCCCGAACCAUUCGCACAGAACAGCCCGCUCAAGGACGCGCCAAACCUUAUAGUAACACCCCACAUGGCCUACUACAGCGAAAACAGUAUGCGCGAGAUGCGGGAAGCAGCUGCACAUGAAAUACGAAGAGCGGUGACCAGUCGCAUUCCGUCAUGCCUCCGAAACUGUGUGAACAAGGAGUACCUUAUGGGCGGGAUUUGCGGAAGCUUAAACAACCACCCAGCCCUCGGCGGUCCUGGUGCGGGGAACACAGCGGCUGCGGUUGCAGCUGCCCUGGGUAUUUCCUCAUUAACAGGGUCUUCUAUCAACUCGACCGUUGGUCUACCACCACUCCCGCCCUCUCUUCUGGGGGCUGCCGCCAACUUUCCCAUAACAAGCAUCGGUGCAUCUUCGUCGGGAAACGGUGGUGUACCGUCCGCCGGUGGUAUUCUGACCAACAGUGGCGGCCCAACAACAAUCCCCGCCUUGCUCCCACCCUCCGGAAACCCACACCUCCCUCAAAAUGCUAUGGCUCCUUACGCCCCCUUUCUGCCUCCGGGACUGACAGCCGGAAUGGGGUUACCGCAGCUGAAUCAGACACCUAUCUCGAGGCCAGGAAAUAGUCCAGCAUCCAACGGCACCGGCAGCACACCAUCUUCUGGCUCGCCCUCCGUUACCUCUGUCCCAAGCGGAAUUGACAACAUGCACGCCAGUCUUGCUGCAGCCGUGUCUGCUUUUAAUCCAGGAGCUUCGGGUUUUCCGUUCUCGAGCAUGGUAGCUGCUAGCAAUUCCAUGGUAGCACCAAAGAACGAGGAAUUACAAAGGCAGUAA
This is a messenger RNA of Dibothriocephalus latus, 1623 nucleotides long. NCBI's taxonomy places the organism in Eukaryota, Metazoa, Platyhelminthes, Cestoda, Diphyllobothriidea, Diphyllobothriidae. The record is from the annotation of a GenBank genome assembly.